Messenger RNA from Trichoderma virens Gv29-8, 1299 nucleotides. RefSeq lists its product as uncharacterized. The transcript has 4 exons. Lineage: Eukaryota; Fungi; Ascomycota; Sordariomycetes; Hypocreales; Hypocreaceae. Gene Ontology annotation, molecular function: O-methyltransferase activity. The record is from RefSeq and is a predicted model, not a curated record. Bases 1 to 1299 code for a protein of 432 amino acids.
AUGGGCUCACUAGCAAAGUCUGUUAUCGAGUCGUCUGUUGACCGGCUAACAAUGCUGUCAAAAGCAAUUGAAGAGAAGACGCGCAUCUUGACCGAUACACUGCGAGCAAAGGGGCUUGGAGCCCCUUCUUACCAGGCAAACGGUCUUUCAGAUUUCCCUCUGAAUGAGGUGGGCGAUGAAGCCAUCAGGGCUAGACAGGAGAUUGUGGCACUGACCAAAGAGCUUCACGAUCUCGUUUUGGGUCCUCGCGAAUGUUUAAAGACCGUGGCCUGGGAUGUAAGUCGUAAUUGUCAAAUCUUUGACUUAUGGAGAAUACCAUUGGCAGGGUCAAUCUCGUAUGGAGACCUCGCGGUUGAAAUACACCGUUUAUCUGGCACUACCAUAAUACCGUCAGAUCUACGACGUCUUCUGCGCCUUUCUAUUGCCAACAACAUCUUUCAGGAGCCAAAUAUUGGCUCGGUUGCUCAUAAUCGGGCAUCCUUGCUUCUGUUAGACGACGCGGCAUUGGCCAACUGGGUUGCAUUUUUCACCAUGGAUAUGAUGGCUCCUAUAGCUAACACAGUUGCCGCCAUGAAGAAGUGGCCUGGAUCUCAAGAGACAAACGAGACAGGGGUCAACAUUACGUUUGACCACAAGGAUAGCUUUUUCGACCAUCUGCAGGCGGACGAGGCUCGGGCAAAGCGAUAUGCUAUAAUGCUGCAGUCUCAUGGUAGCCGAGAAGGGUACGACAUAUCGCAUACCGUUUUAGGAUAUCCUUGGGCAAGGCUAGGCGCAUCAACUGUUGUCGACAUGGGCGGCAGCGAAGGAGUUGUCUCGUUUGCGGUGGCAGACGAAUUUCCCCAGCUGCGGUUCAUUGUACAGGAUUUGGCCGGCAUGCGCACGCCCGAAGCCAUGGACAAGAUACCCAAGCAUCUGACCAAUCGAGUAUCCCUCACGACGCAUGACUUCUUUCAGCCCCAGACGGAAAGUGCAGAUGCUUAUUUGUUUCGGCACAUCUUUCAUGCAUUUUCGGACAAGUACACCAUCGAAAUCCUUCGCGCCCUGGUUCCCGCUCUGCGGCCCGGUGCUCGCAUCAUCAUCAAUGACAUUGUUUUGCCGGUUCCAGGCCUGCUCUCGCAGUUGGAAGAGAAGAGUAUCCGGACUAUGGAUGUGUUGAUGAAAGCAGUGUGCAAUUCACGAGAACGGGAGGUGGAUGACUGGAAGAGCCUGUUUGAGCAAGCAGAUAAGAGGUUUCGAUGGCAGGGCGCGUGGAAGUCGAGUGGCAAGCUGUGGUUUAUUGAGAGUACAUGGGAGCCUUAG